This is a messenger RNA of Eimeria acervulina, 1143 nucleotides long. RefSeq lists its product as hypothetical. Gene Ontology annotation, cellular component: ubiquitin ligase complex. The transcript has a single exon. Lineage: Eukaryota; Apicomplexa; Conoidasida; Eucoccidiorida; Eimeriidae. The record is from RefSeq and is a predicted model, not a curated record. Gene Ontology annotation, biological process: protein neddylation; positive regulation of ubiquitin-protein transferase activity. Gene Ontology annotation, molecular function: cullin family protein binding; ubiquitin-like protein binding; ubiquitin conjugating enzyme binding. Bases 1 to 1143 code for a protein of 380 amino acids.
AUGCUGCCCUCGGGUCAGCGUCAGAGCCGAGUUGUGCAGCAGCUUCAAGAAAUAACAGGCUGCAGCAAACAAGCAGCAGUAGGAUUGUUAAGAGACAACAAUUUAAAUCUAGAGAGGGCGAUAGAUGCAUUUUACUCACUUUCAGCAGAUCGACGUAGGCAGCUGCAGCGGGACAACCCUAAUACUGCUGCUGCUGCUGCUGCUGCUACUGAUGCUGCUGGUGCUGGUGGGGUGUGUGGCAGCAGGAAGUUGCAGCCGAAAGAGCAGCGACUUGCUGCUGCGUUUUUCAAGGUGUAUGCAGUUGAAGAAGAAGGAGGCGAUGCUUCAAUUAAAGACGAAGGCCUCGAGAGGUUUGCUGCUGAUUUAGAAGUCGGUCUUGAUGAUAUAUUUUUUCUUUUGUUUGCUUUUUACUGCAACUGUCGCACUCAAGGGAUUAUAACUCGUGAAGAUUUUAUGAGGGGUUUGAAUAGUUUAGGUGUAUAUACACUUGAAGGAUUGAAGAGCGUCGUAAAUCCAGCUCGAGAAGAUUUAUUUAAAAACAUACAACUGUUGCGACAAGUAUAUCGAUAUGCGUUUGUUUAUUCAUUAGAACCUAUGCAAAAGCAGCUACCGACGGAGUUAGCUGUUGCCUACUGGGACCUGCUGCUUCGUCCGCUGCACUGGUGCUUCUUCUUUUCUUUUAUAGAAUAUGUUAAAGAUGUUGCUCAAAUAAAUACUAUUUCGAAGGACGUUUGGCUGAUGGUCUUUGAAUUCGCUGUUAACUCGCUCCCAAGUCCAGCAGAAGCAGAAGCAGCAGCAGCAGCUGCUGCUGCUGCAGCUGCUGCAGCAAGAGCAGCAGAGGGAACAGCAGCAGCAACAGGAGACGGAACAGAAGCAGAAGCAGAAGCAGCAGCAGAAGCUGCUGCUGCUGCAGCAAUAGAAGAAUGUCAGCAAGAAACAGUUGAACGAGCACUGAGAGAGUAUGAAGAUGAAGGGGCCUGGCCGCUGUUAAUCGACAGCUUCGUAGAGUGGAAGAGAAAUAAACAAAAAGAAAAACACAUAAAUAAACAAAAAGAAAAACAAAUAAAUAGUACUGAAAAUCAAACAGAAGAUACACCGGACGCACAACGCAUUCAAACUAAUAUUCAUAAUAAUACUAACUAA